UAUUGUGAGAAGUUAAAAGAAACUUUUAUUCUAUAAUCUCAAUCAUAUGAUAAAAUCCAUGUAAAUAGUGUAUAUUUAUUACAUGAUUUUGUAAAAUAUAUUGUUAUUCUACACUUUUUAGUUUGUGAUAUAUACCAAUAAAAAGUGUUCUAAACUUGAAUAUAAAAAUAUAGGUUACAUUAAAUUUGUUCACUUUUCUUGGAUCUGUAUUUGAUAAACAGAAAACAAUGUCUUAUAUGUUGUCACAUCUUCACAAUGGAUGGCAAGUGGAUCAGGCAAUAUUAUCUGAAGAAGACAGAGUAGUUGUUAUUAGAUUUGGCCAUGACUGGGAUCCAAUGUGUAUGAAAAUGGAUGAAGUUCUUUAUAAUAUUGCUGAAAAAGUAAAAAACUUUGCUGUCAUUUAUCUAGUUGAUAUUACUCAAGUACCUGAUUUUAAUAAAAUGUAUGAAUUGUAUGAUCCUUGUACAGUUAUGUUUUUCUUUCGAAAUAAACAUAUAAUGAUUGAUUUGGGAACUGGAAAUAAUAAUAAAAUAAACUGGACAUUAGAGGACAAACAAGAAAUGAUUGAUAUCAUUGAGACAGUCUACAGAGGUGCUAGAAAAGGUAGAGGUUUAGUUGUUUCACCAAAAGAUUAUUCUACAAAAUAUCGUUAUUAAUUAUCUUUAUUGACGAAAAUAUUUUAUAUUAAUGUAUGAAUCAGAGAGAAAAUAUUGGUAUAUAAUUGAACUUAAUAAAUAAAAAUAUGUCAUAAUUACAAAUAAUUAUAAUUACAAAUAAAUAUAAAGUUAUAUGUAGCAUAUAUGUACUUAUACAAAUUAUUGUAAAAAUAUUAAGUAUAUAUCUAUAUUUAUUAUUUUACAUUUAUCUGUAAAUAACAUUUAUAGUUUUGUAUAAAUUGGUUAAUUUAUUUUCUAUACAAGAAGAAGUCAAUAAAUCAUAGCUUAGUGAA
This is a messenger RNA of Bombus pascuorum, 949 nucleotides long. It is a transcript of the gene Dim1, whose product is annotated as thioredoxin-like protein 4A. The record is from RefSeq and is a predicted model, not a curated record. Gene Ontology annotation, biological process: mRNA splicing, via spliceosome. Gene Ontology annotation, cellular component: U4/U6 x U5 tri-snRNP complex; spliceosomal complex; U5 snRNP. Lineage: Eukaryota; Metazoa; Arthropoda; Insecta; Hymenoptera; Apidae. Bases 228 to 656 code for a protein of 142 amino acids. The transcript is spliced from 3 exons.